GGAAUACGGUGCGAUUGAUGACGUGGACAUCGAUCUGCACAUUGACGUCAGUUUCCUAGAUGAGGAAAUAGCCCUGGCGUGGGACGUGAUCCGCAGGGAGCCGGUGAUCGUGCGUCUACACUGCUCUCUGACACAGUACCUGAAUGGACCAGUCCCCACGGUGGACGUGUUCCAGGCAUCGACUAAGGACCGGUUUGGACUUGGACAUCAGUUGAAGAAGAUAAUGCAGACAUUUGUCACCCAGCAGUGGAAACACCAAAGUGAAGAGAAGCUCAACUCCCUUCACAACAAGAACAAGAAGAAGGUCAAAUCUCCCCUCCACAUCUUCUCAACCCUCCGCAGAUCUCCCAGCUACCCGCCUCCUGGCUGUGUCAAGAGCAAAAAGAAUCUGAAGCCGGAACAAGAUGGCGUCUCUAAAUCCCACCGUCUCCUCGGCCAGACCUGCUCCAGCACCGUUAAACAGCAGGUUGAAGCGGAGGUCCCUGGAACUAAGACCACCCACCGUCUCCUCGGCCAGACCUGCUCCAGCACCGUUAAACAGCAGGUUGAAGCGGAGGUCCCUGGAACUAAGACCACCCACCGUCUCCUCGGCCAGUCCCUGUCAAGCACAGACCCCCGUUUGGACCAUGGAGGAGGGCCCUGUCCCGGACCCCUGCCCCUCAAACCCCGCCGCAUCCUGGGCAGGCCCUGCUCAGCUUUGGUCAAACCAGAGGACCUCCGCCCCACUCCCCACAAGCUCCUGCCCCGAUUGUGCUCCGGCGACCCCCGCUGUGAGCACGCUUGGGGAGGAGGUAGUCUUGGAGGAGGUUUGAAGCACCACAGGCUGCUCAGUAGGUCGUGCUCUGGUUCUAUCAGGACGGAGGAAUUAGAUGGACUGAAACACCACCACCACCUCCUCAGCAGGUCCUACUCCAGCAGUACCAAGAUGGGCAAGGCAGCCGACAUCUUCAAGGACUCUGUGUCUCCAUCCGAGGGGAGGCGGCUCUCUCUUACCUCAGGGCUCAUCGGGAUCCUCGCCCCUCGCUCGCCACGCCCCCGCCGGUCACCAAACAAUGGGGCCAAGUCCAUUCCGAUAAGAGACAGAGGCUUCCUUGUCCAGACCAUGGAAUAUGCUGAGCAGAGAACUCCGGUCCUGAAUGAGUUCUGUGUGGUGUGUGACGAACCACAUGUGUUCCAGAACGGACCCAUGCUCCGACCCACGGUUUGUGAGCGAGAACUGUGUGUGUUUGCCUUUCAAACUGGGGUGAUGAACGAGGCAGCCGACGAGAUCGCCACAGGAGCUCAGGUGGUGGACCUGUUGGUGUCCAUGUGUAGGUCUGCUCUAGAGUCUCCCAGGAAAGUGGUCAUCUUUGAGCCAUAUCCCUCCGUGGUGGAUCCGUGUGACUCCCAGGCACUGGCCUUCAACCCCGGGUAUGAAAAGGAUUAUGACCGAGUGAUGAGAGCCCUUGACAGCCUUACCUCUAUCAGAGAAAUGUCCCAGGCACCUUACCUUGAGGUCAAGAGGCAGAUGGACAAGCAUGAUCCUUUAGCUCACCCCUUACUGCAAUGGGUAAUAUCCAGUAACAGGUCACACAUCGUCAAACUUCCAGUUACCAGACAGCUGAAGUUCAUGCACACCCCACACCAGUUCCUUCUACUCAACAGUCCUCCUGCCAAAGAGUCCAACUUCCGAGCUGCCAAAAACCUCUUCGGGAGUACCUUCGCUUUCCAUGGUUCUCACAUAGAGAAUUGGCACUAUUUGAGAAACGGUUUGGUGGUUGCAUCCAACACAAGACUUCAGGUAAACAACAACAACAACAUCCGAGGAGGUAUACAAUGUGUUUAUCAACCCCUUAAAGGCACAAACUGUGAUUUGAAAUGCCUGACCCCUGAGACUAGUUUGUUUGGUAUGCUGUGGGGUGAGGGCUGAGGAAAUGUAACCCAUAACCAUUCAAGGACACACUUAUCAACCUAACACCUCUUUUCCUUGCAAAUCCACAGUUACCAUACAUAUUUAAUAUACAGUACAUUGCAUAUCGCAUGAUAAAGUGGAACUGACAGCGGUUUUUUAACUACUUUGCAGAUAUGAAACAAACAGACAAUCAUAAUAAUAUCAGUGAAAAAUAUCAAAUCCCCAGUUUGGGGAUGCAUCCUAAAUGGCACCUGUAUCAAAACUAGUGCACUACAUAGGGAAUAGGGUGCCAUAUA
Messenger RNA from Oncorhynchus tshawytscha (Chinook salmon), 2187 nucleotides. RefSeq names its product protein mono-ADP-ribosyltransferase PARP8-like. Gene Ontology annotation, molecular function: protein serine/threonine kinase activator activity; NAD+ poly-ADP-ribosyltransferase activity; kinase binding. Lineage: Eukaryota; Metazoa; Chordata; Actinopteri; Salmoniformes; Salmonidae. The record is from RefSeq and is a predicted model, not a curated record. Gene Ontology annotation, biological process: endoplasmic reticulum unfolded protein response. Gene Ontology annotation, cellular component: endoplasmic reticulum tubular network; intracellular anatomical structure; membrane.